Molecule: messenger RNA, 195 nt
Organism: Racocetra persica
Lineage: Eukaryota; Fungi; Glomeromycota; Glomeromycetes; Diversisporales; Gigasporaceae
Source: the annotation of a GenBank genome assembly
GGUUUCAGCACCAGACAGUAAAUCAUAGUCAAAAUUUUGUUGACCCUAAUACACGCACUCAUACGAAUACAAUUGAAGGAACCUGGAAUAGUAUUAAAAUCCAGGUUCCAUCAAGAGGCCGCACAAAGUCUAAAGUUUCUGACCAUUUGUUUGAGUUUAUAUGUCACCGGCAAAACAAAGAUAAUCUUUGGAAAA